Messenger RNA from Eremothecium sinecaudum, 1806 nucleotides. RefSeq lists its product as uncharacterized. Gene Ontology annotation, cellular component: membrane. Lineage: Eukaryota; Fungi; Ascomycota; Saccharomycetes; Saccharomycetales; Saccharomycetaceae. The record is from RefSeq and is a predicted model, not a curated record. Gene Ontology annotation, biological process: transmembrane transport; nitrite transport. The coding region runs from base 1 to 1806 and encodes 601 amino acids. Gene Ontology annotation, molecular function: high-affinity secondary active nitrite transmembrane transporter activity. The transcript has a single exon.
AUGGCUGAUGAUUCGCACUAUACUACGCCGCACGAAGCGGCUUUAGCUAUUGUUGCAACUGCUAUGAAGAAGUCUAGAUUAAGUUUGGACACGCUACUUGUUAAUUCCACUGUCGGCGGCAUAUUAUUCAGCGCUGGAAGUAUGCUGUUUUUAGCUGGGCAUGCAGGGAAUUUAAGCUUGAUAGAAUCGAAUCCCGGAUUAUUGGACUUUUUAGGAGCUGUAACGUUUGUUAUUGGUUUAUUUUUUGUUGUUAUGAACGGUGCAGAUUUGUUUAACUCCAAUAUCCUGUUCUUCAGUGUAGCAUUAUUACGGAAUGCAGUUUCGAUAUAUGAUCUAAUAGUGUCUUGGGUACUAAGUUGGGCCUGUAACUUAAUUGGGACGCUUUUCGUAUGCUAUGUGAUUUGCCACUUGUCAGGUGUCUCUUCAAGUGCUGAUUGGGUUACAGCAUCACGUCUGAUCGUUGACCAAAAAGCCGCGCAUUCAUUUAUCGAAACAUUUAUUCGAGGGAUAGCAGGGAAUUUUUUUGUUUCAUUGGCAGUUUAUCUGCAAUUAAUGGCGAAACCACCGCAUGUGAAGUUGAUUAUUAUGGUCCUUCCUAUAUUUACUUUCGUUGCCAUGGGAUUUACACAUGUGGUGGCUGACAUGUAUCUUAUAAUGAUGGGGAUGAUAAAUGGGGCCAACUUAUCUGUUGGUAGAUAUAUCUGGGCUUUAUUAUUGCCAAGCACUCUUGGAAAUAUUGUAGGAGGGUUUAUAUUCAGUGCGAUAGUCCCAUUUUAUUUGCAUAUUAUCGUUGUAGAAAGAGACAGAAAGAGGCUUUAUCUUCCUGAAUAUGCUGUACGGGACGAACAGACAGACGUAAAUGUUGACUCUAGGGUCGUCCGGAUAAACAGCGACGAAGGGCGUAGAGAAGGAUCGGAUGGGAGUGAAAAAUCGUCAUCUACUGUCUCCCAAAGUUCCGGCAUGUUUGAAGCUAAAAGUCAAAUAUCUUUGCCUUUGCAUUUGGCUUCUGGAAUAUCUACCCUAUCUGAAAUACGUCUACGCGGGACGAGAAGCGAAGAUAGGUCACAUGCUGCCUUGCCUAUUCGCGGAAUAAAGACUCCAUUGGCAAGCGAAGUAAACCUUCACAACGCGCAGAAUACAAGUGAUAAAGAGAUGAGUAAGCAUUCUGUAAAUUCAGAUCCAUACAUGGGAACUUCAUCCAUUGCAAGUUUAGCAUCUCUAUCUCAGAACUCUGCUUAUAAAGUUCCUACCACGUUGCAUAAUGAUACUCAUGAAAACACUACCAAUUAUGAUCCAUUGGUACAAAUGCCCAUGCAAUACCAUCCCGGCCAUUCAAUUGAUACUAAUGUCACAUUAAAACUGCAGCGUUCUCCAUCUACUUCAGAAAAAAACCUUGGCCACAAACUCCAAAAAACUAUCUCCAGUCUAACCUCUCCAGGUAAAAUUCAAAGCACCGAUGAUCGUUCGUCGCUGCCUUUAUCUAACCAAGAAUGUUACAAGUUCGUGCCAGGGUCCACUCCUAAUGUAGGACGCGGCAACAUUGUUCGAAGUCGAUCAUUUGGGCAAUUCAUCAAAGCUGUAAGCAAACCAUUCAAAGCACCUGCAUCACACGAUAUUCAUGAGAUAUACAGAAGAUUAUCUGAAGCAGGGAUAACAUCAACUGCUGCAAGAGCAUCUGACAAUAUUGCUGGUGUCGACAAUUACGAAGGUGUAAAACUACCGCAGAGAGAUAUGCUAUUUAAGCGUAACCUCAUGAAGAGACUUUCAUAUCCAGAUGCAGCAGCAUUACGAAAUGAUAAACUAUGA